AAAGCUUAGGAUAUAAUGUCUGUUAGGUUUGAGGACAGUUUUGUUUGCUGGAAAAUGGCAGAUUGCUUUUGUUCUGGUUGGCCUGAUGAGGCAGCUUGGGCUGAAUGUCCAGCUUCAAUGAACAAAGACUCUUCUUUUCCAUGGCUUCGUCCGAGUGAUUCUUCUUCAUUCCAGUUUAAUGGCAGCCCUUCUGUCUUUCAUUCAUGGCCGACGCCGUUCGUAGCGGUUGGAGAAGACAGAUCUGCAAGUGUUUCUAAUAGCCAUAGUCAAGCAGAGAAGAGAAGAAGGGAUAGGAUCAAUGCUCAGCUUUCUACCCUUAGGAAACUAAUUCCCAAGUCUGACAAGAUGGACAAGGCAGCCUUGUUAGGCAGUGUAGUUGAACAUGUCAAGGAUCUGAAAAGAAAAGCAAUGGAAGUGAGCAAAGUCUCAACCGUUCCAACAGACAUUGAUGAAGUGACAAUCGACUUCGAUUUCGAUCAAGCUUCUUCAAGCUCCACCAGCUGUAGCAAAAUUAGCAAGGACAAUAAUAUCUUCAUCAAGGCUUCAGUCUGUUGUGAUGAUAGACCAGAACUGCUUCAAGAGCUCAGCCAUGCCCUCAAAGGCCUUCAGCUAACAACAGUUCAAGCUGAUAUUACCUGUUUGGGUGGUAGAAUUAAGAGUAUUUUGGUCCUUUGCAGCAAAGAUGGCAAAGAAGGUGCAUGCAUGAACACUCUCAAACAGUCCCUUAGAGUAGUAUUGAGCAGAAUUGCAGCAUCGUCCACCGCCUCAAGUUAUCGGAUAAAAAGCAGAAGGCAGAGGUUCUUCUUGCCCACUGAUCAUUAAUAUCCUCAAGCCUUAACCAUCUUACUAGUCUUCCAUCAUCGGUCUUGGUCGAGUUUGAAAUUUUCUUCCCUUGUUCUAUUCCACCCUGUGACAUGAAUAUGAAUGCUCAGUGAUCUCUCAAAGUUUGUGAAGAUUCAUGGAUGGUCCUUGUAGGGAAGCAAGUUAUCAUGUUGUAGAUUAGUGUGGUUCCUGAGGAGCAAUCGAGCUCCUCUUCAUGUAACACUAGUAGAAAACAAUAUGAUUCAUUACUCAUUAGACGAUUUUAUAUAUUCUAUGGGAAAAAAAAUCCAGUACUGUACAAGGGUUGUAACUAUAGUUAAGUGG
Messenger RNA from Ilex paraguariensis (yerba mate), 1146 nucleotides. Lineage: Eukaryota; Viridiplantae; Streptophyta; Magnoliopsida; Aquifoliales; Aquifoliaceae. The record is from the annotation of a GenBank genome assembly.